AUGCUCAACACCGAACUUAAUCACAACACUUGUCGAACAGCCCUAAAGGCCACCGCACCUAUGAAAUCAGUCCGAUUCCAUGGCCCCCGCGACAUUCGUGUCGAAGAGAUAGACGAGCCAAUUUGUGGCAAAGGCCAGGUGAAGGCGCCGGUGACGCUGGGUCAUGAGUUCUCGGGGAUUGUCGAGGAGGUCGGCGAGGGAGUGACGCACGUCUCGAAGGGGCAGAGGGUCGUGGUCCGACCGACUAUCUACGAUGGGACCUGUCCUUCGUGUAAGGGCGGUUAUGAGCAUUGUUGUGAUAAUAUUGGGUUUAUUGGACUGUCUGGAUAUGGCGGCGGAAUGGCCAGCAAACAAGUCGCCCCAGGAGACCACUUCUACCCCAUACCGGAUAAUAUAUCGCUCGAAUCCGCGGCCUUGAUAGAACCGCUAGCAGUCGCCUGGCACGCCGUCAAUGUUUCUCCCUUCAAACCCAACCAGCACGUUUUGGUAGUAGGCGGCGGGCCCGUUGGGAUCGGCAUCGUCCAAGUCCUCAAGAUGCAGGGAGCUAAGACCAUCACGGUAGCCGAGCCGAUGGCCCGACGGCGCGAAUUCGUGCUGGAGUACGGCGCCACGCAUGCUAUUGAUCCCAAAGAGGAUGAUGUCACAGAACAGAUCAUGAAACUGACCAACGGGCUGGGUGCCCAUGUUGUCUUUGACUCGGCGGGCGUUGAGCAGGCGUUGCGCGGAGAGGUCGAUGCCUGCCGGACACAUGGCACAAUUGUGAACAUCGCGGUGUGGGAGAAGAAACCUUCCAUGCCUGUUAAUGACCUGAUGUAUAAUGAAGUGCAGUACACGGGGGCUGCACUGUAUGAUGAAAGUGCAUUCCAGAAUGUGAUCCGAUCUCUCAAUAAUGGCAUGUUGAUGCUAGGCAGUCUUUUAAUCCGUUGA
Molecule: messenger RNA, 927 nt
Organism: Aspergillus affinis
Lineage: Eukaryota; Fungi; Ascomycota; Eurotiomycetes; Eurotiales; Aspergillaceae
Product: putative alcohol dehydrogenase
Exons: 3
Coding region: 1-927 (308 amino acids)
Biological process (GO): butanediol biosynthetic process
Cellular component (GO): cytoplasm
Molecular function (GO): (R,R)-butanediol dehydrogenase activity; zinc ion binding
Source: RefSeq, a predicted model, not a curated record